This is a messenger RNA of Ectocarpus sp. CCAP 1310/34, 1898 nucleotides long. NCBI's taxonomy places the organism in Eukaryota, Phaeophyceae, Ectocarpales, Ectocarpaceae. The record is from the annotation of a GenBank genome assembly.
AUGCAGAGAGUACAUGUCGAUUGCGGAGAGACGUAUGCACCGACUGUAGCGGUUUCUAGCGUUCGCUUGUUGGCAGCGAUGGCGUGUGAGCAAAAUCUUUCUCUCCGUCAUUUUGACAUCAAGCAAGCAUUUGUCCAGUCGGAUUUGGAUGAGGAUGUUUUCAUGCGUCUGCCAGAGGGGUGUGGUAGAUUGUCAGGCAUGAUCGUGAAGUUGAACAAGAGUCUGUAUGGCCUCAAGCAGGCAUCAAGGCAGUGGCAUUCACACUUGGCGAAGUGUUUGAUUUGUUUGGGUAUUAUUCAGUGCAUGGCGGAUACGUGUGUGUUUCGGUUGAUCGGGGAGGGAAGAGUGGUAGUGACUCUGGUGGUACAUGUAGAUGAUAUAUUUUCGAUAGGAGAGGAGGAGAGGUGUGACCAGUUUGGCAGAGACCUCAGGACUAUGGUACCUGUGAAGAAUCUUGGGGACUUGAGAUGGUACCCUGGAUGUUUUUAUGAGAGAGAUUGGGAUGCAGGGACUUUGAAGAUCUCGCAGCAGACGUACGCUGAAGAGUUGGGGAUGGAGUUUGGGGUAGAGUACGGGAAGGAAAUUCCUCUUCCUGUAGGGUUGAAGCUUUCAGAGUUUGACCAGGAUGAGGAAGUGGUAUCAUGGCCUUUUCGUGAGCUGAUAGGAUCAUUGAUGUGGCUGGCAACGCAAACGAGGCCAGAUAUCGCGAAUGCAGUAAGAGCGGUAGCACGGUACUGGGCCUCUCCCAAAGAAAUUCAUUGGAGAACAGGGCUUGGUAUUUUAGGGUAUGUGGUACGGACUAGUGACUUGGGUAUUACAUUCAGGAGGGGUAGUGUAGCAGGGUUGAGCAUGGAGGUGCUUGCAGACGCAGACUAUGCAAGUAAGGCUGCCGAUAGGAGGUCUGUGUCAGGGGGAUUGGUGAUGUGUGGGGGGGGAUGUAUUCCUUGGUUUUCAAGGACCCAGAAGUGCGUCACGUUGAGCACGACAGAGGCGGAGUAUGUCUCUUUUGCGGAUGUGAUGAAGGAAGUGUUGUUUCUGAGGCAGGUGUGGCGUUUCAUGUUACCAGAAGCAGGCAUGCCGUGUAUUCCGGUGUUCGAGGAUAACCCGGGGGCUAUUCAGUUGGCGCAAAACCCGAUAAGCAACAGUAACUCGAAGCACAUUGACGUAAGGCACCACUUUAUCAGGGAACUGGUGGACAUGAAGGAGAUAUCGAUUUUUCACGUGGAAUCGGCGUAUCAACAUGCUGACUUUCUCACGAAAGCACUUCACGCGGGAGAUUUUGAGUUUCAUCGUAACUACGUGAUGAGUAUGGAUUAGUAUAUUGGUGUUUGGAUUUAUUUUGUGUGUGAUCAAACUACUGGGGUGGCAACAUUUUACAUUUUUGCCUAUGGUAUUUCUCAAUUGAUGAUGUUCUAGGCUGGGGGACAACUAGUUCACUGAAGUUCGAAGAAGUAUAACUGGUAUGAUCGGGGAUGGUUAUUGAUGUCUAGCCAGUGAGGCUAUUGUUCUGGAGUUGAAUUGAGUUUCUGAUUUUAUAUUGAUUUUCUUGUGUUUUGGAGCUAUUUAGGAUCGAAAAAGACAUGACAUGGUCACAAGCAGGGGGGCUGAUAGAUAUACUUAUAGCAAUGCCAAGUGGUUGUAGGAUUGUGUGGUGCGUGGAAUGUAUUUCCAGGGUGUGCAAGGUACCCCUAUUGUAUACUUCGUCGCCCCCUCAUGGUGGUGCGUGCACGCGUGCGUUCAGUUCGUGUGAGUUCAUGUGAGUUCAUGUGAGUUCAUGUGAAGGAGAAGUUUAUGCAACAAACCCUACACGUCUUUCCUCCUUGGCGCGAGCUCGCCGAGUUGCCGACACCCUAUUCAACACACGUCUUGCGACAAGCUACCCCCAGUUCGGAUCAUCC